AAGACCGCCCUCCCGCGACUCCGACGCCACCCUCUACCCAGCCUCGUCGGCGUCCAGCAUGACGCUCACCGAGGAAUACCCGCCCCCACAGGGCUCGAGCAAGGGCUCCUCGCGCGGAGCGCAUUCCAGGCGACCCCAGCAGACAGUGAGUACCGCCCUCCCGCACCACCACCACCACCACCACCACGGCAGCGGAGACGCCUCACUGACCCUCCCCGGCCAUGCAGCCGCAACAGCAACUCAGCCAGAUAGAGAAGUCAGUCACCCAUCUGCUUGUCGCAACCAAACAACUACUCGAAACACUCACGCUCUGGUCUCGUGGGACCGCCACCGAAAGCGAAGUCUCGGACGUGUACGUGCGCCUGGGCUACGAGUUCAACAUUGCCUCGCGGGCUUUCAACGCCAUCGGAGUCGACACACAAGAUCUCGGAAACGUUCCGGAGCUCCUCCGCGGUAUCCUCGAAGAGACGCUUAGCCAAGAAGCGUCGCAAGCCAGCCUCGACAACUUCCUGCCCCGGAUACGAGACAUCAUCAUUAAUCUCCUACACGGCCUGAAGAAGAAGCAGCAGCGGCUGCGGCAGCGGACCGGCCGGGAUGGCAAUAUCAACGGAGGCAGCCCACGCCAGGGCAGCAUUGGGAGUACUGGCGAGGUGGAAGACCCGCAACAGGCUCGCGCAUCAAGCACGAGGCUGCCGCCGCGGCACGAGAGCGCAGAGUACAUCGCCGAAGGGCCUGAGCUGCCUCCGCGUUCGUCAUCGGUCCCUGGAAGGGCGUCCCCCAACAAGUACGACACCCUCCCUUCAAACCCUCGAGCCAAUCGGUCGACAAACGCCAGCCAGCUGUCCACGGACUCCUCGCUUUCAAGCAAUACAAUGCAGCAGAUACCCGUCAUUGCUCCCUAUCCGUCCGACGACCAGAUGCCCAGGUCUCCCGAACACAAGCAACCCAACUACGCCAUCGACUUCCCACCUCCGCCGCCACCGCCCAAACAGCAGGAUGCUUUGGCAGCGUUGCAGCGAGGAGGCGAGCUGGAGAGGAGGGCUUCGCGGAGAUUCUCCGCGUAUCAGAUCCAGAAACACUUGGGCACGAAUGGAAUUCCUCUGCCCCCGGUGCAGAACUCGCCCAUACCGAAUCGGGGAAGAGACGUGCGCGAGUCCAUGAACGCGGUGCGAAUACGGGGUUCACUGCUGCACAGUCGACAGCGUUCGGCUCAGCGGCCCUCGGUUGACACCGGCUUCGACAAGACAAACGACGUGUCUAGGCGCAUUUCCGAAGAGAGUACUCAGAGUUAUGCUCCCAGCAUCAAACCUCCCCAGGAGGAGCCAAUCGCCGAGGACAGUCCUGUUCAGAAGACGCCCGAGGAUAAGCUUGCGGCACCCAAAUUCCCUGAAGGCGAGCAGCCUAUGCUAGGUGCGACGAUCAGCGGGCCUUUGAUUGAACCAGCAGACCUCCCCUCGGAAUCGCCCGUAAAGGAACUUCGGAAGCCCACCGGCGUGCCCGCCAGGCAUGGAUCACGACGAGUAAAGUCGCCAUCCCCGCAACCGGAGCAUUUCGUCCCGGAACAGUCGCCACAGCCUGGCAAGGAGCUUACCCUGUUCUUGCAAUAUAAGAGCAAGAUAAAGAAAUACGUCUUUUCAGAUGGCGCGGACUUGUCGAUUGGUCGAUUGCAGCUCGCAUUCAUUGAGAAGUUCGCCUGGGAUACCCACCGUAACGGCGAGCUUCCAGAGAUACACAUCCAAGACCCUGUCUCUGGCGUGCGUUAUGAGCUGGAAGACAUCAACGACAUCAAGGACCGCUCUGUUCUUGUCCUUAACAUCGAACAGCUCGACGAAGUAAAGCAUCAUAUUGACGACAAAUUCGGUGGUCUGAACCGUCUAGUAGAGAGCAUCAAGACCGUGGUCGAGGAUCAACAGUCUACCAUCCAGCGGGUUGCCGAGCGCCAACAACAAGCCGCAAAAGAGAUUGCGGGUAUCGCAGCAGCUCCCACCUUGUCGUCGGCUCGUGUCUCAACAGUGCUCACGCCACGCUCUCCGAUGCCUUCCAGUGGACCUACGGAGCCAACUGUGUCCUCAGCCGCCCAACUCAGCGAGGUUCAGUCCCUCCGCCGAGACUUGGCUAUCGUACGUCAGACAUACUCCUCUUUCGUUGGGGACAUUGAAGCAAGCAUGUCGGCUAUCCGUACCAAGGCCGCCGCAGUCAAAUCAACCGCAGUCAAAGCUGCUCUUCCGACACUUGAAGGGGACAGCGGUCGCGCAUACGUCAACUCCGGCAAGAAAACAUUGCAAGAGGACUCAGAGAAGAUCGUCAAUCGUGUAGAUGACCUACAAGACCUGGUCGAGGAUCUCCGUAAGGAUGUUGUGACUCGCGGUGUCCGUCCUUUACCCCGCCAACUCGAAAUAACAGCCAAGGACCUAUCCAAAGCCACCGCUGAACUCAAGAAACUGCAGGACUUUUUGGCGAAGGAGAAGCCACUGUGGACCAAGAUCUGGGAACAGGAGUUGCAGACCGUUUGCGAAGAACGUGAUCUGCUGACCAUGCAGGAAGAACUUGCUGCUGAUCUGCAAGAUGAUUUGGAGAAGGCAGCCCAGACGCUGGAGCUCGUGGAACAAGCUACCAAGCAGCAGAAUCUGACAAGCGACAAGGACCAAGGCAAAGGCAUGCGCUCAGCUAGUGGACGUAACCUGGUUCAUGCCGUCGCGUACGACAAAGCCAUUGAUCCUCGUCAAGCCCGAGACGGAGUCUUGGGUGAAGUCAAGGCUUUGCAGCCCAACCACGAGAGCAGACUGGAGGCCAUAGAGCGUGCAGAAAAGGCUCGACAACGCGAGCUUGAGACUCGUAAGGAGGGCGAGUUCAAGAGAGAGCUGGGCCAAUUUGUCGAAGAGGGGAAGCUUAAGAAGACUGGCGGCGUGGAGGAAGCAGAGCGUCUGCGCAAAGCCAAGGACGAGCGAGCUCGCAAAGAAUACCAUGAGAGGAUGCUGGCCCGGGAAAAGGCAAGGGCGGACAAGGCGGCUGCCGCCGCUGCGGAUGUGGCUACCGAGAACGGCACCGAAGAGAAGAAGGAUGGUGCUGCGGCUGAGGAUACGCCGAACCAGGAGGAUGCAAAGGACGAGCGGGUGACGACACCUGAAGGUGGUGCCACUCCCGCAUAAUCCUGUUGCUAUUCUUAAUCUCCCCUCUUGGUUCGGGCUGAUCUUGCAACAGACAUGCCGCAGUUGAAGUACACGAUCCGUCCCUGGGUGAAGACCGGUUUGCCUCUGACGAUGCCCGUGACGACUUGUCCGGGCCUCGCGGCCCCUAUCUUGACCAAUCUGCCGACGGAAAAGCCACCCUCAACCAUUCGCCUCGUAGAUUCCGCUCCUCUCGUUGAGUCUCCAAACUCAGCCGAGUAUUUCAGAACAAGCUCUGCGCUUUCGCGAGACACACCGACUCCAACGAUUGCUUCCACCAAAACAUCCCGGCCUUCCUCCAAACAAGACACCUCCAGUUCCCGCACGUCAAAAGCUACCUUUUUUGGUCCGCGAGAGUCUGGCAAGCC
Molecule: messenger RNA, 3535 nt
Organism: Trematosphaeria pertusa
Lineage: Eukaryota; Fungi; Ascomycota; Dothideomycetes; Pleosporales; Trematosphaeriaceae
Product: AIP3-domain-containing protein
Exons: 2
Coding region: 222-3149 (975 amino acids)
Biological process (GO): establishment of cell polarity
Cellular component (GO): cytoplasm; cell tip
Molecular function (GO): cytoskeletal regulatory protein binding
Source: RefSeq, a predicted model, not a curated record